CCGAAGCUCUUGCGAGAUAACAUUUCGACGAUGCAACGAGGAAUUGACCAGGAGGCCUUACCACGAACCUUUCAAGAUGCCAUCUUCCUCGUUAGAGAACUGGGUAUCAAAUAUCUCUGGGUAGAUGCGCUAUGUAUCAUUCAAGACGACGUCGCCGAUGUACAUCGCGAGAUUGGUCUAAUGGGGAAGAUUUACCAAGGCGCGCUGUUGAAUAUUGGCGGCCUUUUGGAUCAAGGAACGACGAAGGAAACGGGGGUUGGCUUAUUCACGACGCGCGAUCCAAGGCAACAUACGCCUUUCGCCGUGAAUAUUAGAUGGCUUGGUAAAGACUUGCAGCUUCGUGUCUACGGGUCGGCCGCAUUUGAAGAGAUUGCAAAGGCCCCACUCAUGGGCCGCGGAUGGGUAUUGCAAGAGCGCUUACUUAGUCCAAGGUCACUCUACUUCGGAGAACAGAUACAUUGGGAAUGUACCGAAAGCUCGGCAUGUGAGUCCUUUCCGGAGAAGAAGGCACAGCCUUUCUUUAGCUUUCCGAGGUUUGGACAUUCUGUUCCUCUUCGCAUUACCACACUACUCGAAGAGAACGUUCCAUUUCGAGGAGGAGAACACGAAAAAUCUGAUGUGUAUCGAAGCUGGAUGCAAAUCGUUGAAUGGUUCUCAAACUGCAAAUUAUCUUUCGGGGGGGAUUGUUUCCCUGCCUUGUCGGGCCUUCAGCGUCAAUUUGAAGAGGUGCUCCAAGAUGAAUAUCUGGUAGGGAUGUGGCGGAGGGAUAUAAUAAAUGAGCUUGGAUGGUUUGUAAAGCACGAUAUCCAUGAGUGCGCAACAGCACCAUCUUGGUCAUGGGCGUCGGUUGUCAUUCCAGUGGCGUUUCCGAUGCAUUGGGACUCAAAUGAAUCUUCAUACUCAGAGAGGACUAUCGCCAAUGUCGAGUCUAUCGAGAUGAAACAGGACGAUAAAUUAAACUCAGGCAACAUAUCCAGCGGUAGGUUACGAAUCUCUGGCCACAUGGUACGGAGCAGUGAAAGACUGUGCGAGAGAAAGCCCCUGGUCGUCGACUCUUUUCCCUCCAGCUACGAAGUUUACGAUGCCGGAUACACUGCAGAUGCGCUCCGGUCCUCCAGCGGCAGCUUUCAUUUCAUCCUCCAUCACUACGAUACGACAUUCGGAACUUUGCGCAGAAUGGAUGAAGUCAGAGUGCUGCUAGGAUUGAUCGUCGAAUGUAUAGACCAGCGGUUGCAACUUUAUCGGAGGAUUGGCAUGUUCAGGCAUUGCUUGGGGUGCAGUGACGAACCCUGCGAGUACCAUGAGUUCGAUGACUGGGACCCGUCUAGAAGCGAGCGCCACACGAUCACAAUUGUGUAACAUCGUUAAACACGUUUCGCGCAUAUUAAUUGAGCCGAUUGUUUGGGCCUUGCUAUAAAGAAAACACUGAUGACAUCGGUGGCACACAGAUGGCCUCUUAAUAGUGAUUGAAAGGCUCAUAGGCAUCAUCGUCGAACCAGUUGACGAAGACAGAACAACGUGGCGCAGAAUCGGUGCGUUCGAUCAUCCUCGUGGUGAUGGGUGGAUGAAGCUGGACUACAAUCCAGGCUAUCCCGAAUUUCAUGACUGGGACCCAAAGAAUGACGAGAGGCAUACAAUCACGAUCAUCUAGACGUCUUGCUCUCAUACAACCAAAUCCCGAUGUA
This is a messenger RNA of Alternaria rosae, 1685 nucleotides long. Its product is annotated as heterokaryon incompatibility protein-domain-containing protein. The transcript has 2 exons. Bases 31 to 1359 code for a protein of 442 amino acids. The record is from RefSeq and is a predicted model, not a curated record. NCBI's taxonomy places the organism in Eukaryota, Fungi, Ascomycota, Dothideomycetes, Pleosporales, Pleosporaceae.